Molecule: messenger RNA, 2101 nt
Organism: Symbiodinium sp. CCMP2592
Lineage: Eukaryota; Dinophyceae; Suessiales; Symbiodiniaceae
Source: the annotation of a GenBank genome assembly
AUGUUUGAUUCUCUAUCGGUGUGCUCGUAUGCAUCUAAGAUCAUCCAGGACGCAGUGGAGGAAGCGGAAACGAAUGCCGCACAAGCAGAGGAGACAGCCACAACUACAGCGCUGGGCAUGCAGGAGCAUCCGCAGUCAAGCGAGCCCCCUGUCGCCCUGGCGCCGCCGCCGUCGGCCAAUGCCACUGCGCAAAAGAAAGAUCAUCAAAAGCAGGCCCAGGGAGUGCCAGAGCCGCAGCUGGCGCACUUGGCGGCAGAGGCUGGCGCAAAGCUCGAAUCGGAGUUACAAGCGGACUUCGAACGCGCACACGAGGCAAGCGGCAAGUACAGGGCUGCUCAGACCGAGAUCGCAAAGGAACUGAAAGCUCUGAGCAAUGGCACCCAGAACUUGCAGGCUCAGAUCCCUGCAGAACAUGCUCCUCUCUUGACGAAGAUCGAGAAGGUGCUGCAGCCGACAGUAACAGCGGCGCAGCCAGCGGAUCAGGAGUCAAUUGGGAAGGAGAGAACGUCGCCCCAGGGCCAAACCGACGAGGAGGAGCCAACGCCGCCAGCGAAGUUGCAGGCGAAGCCGCAGGCGCAGGACCAAACCGACGAGAAGGAGCCAACGCCGCCAGCGAAGUUGCAGGCGAAGCCGCAGGCGCAGGGCCAAACCGACGAGGAGGAGCCAACGCCGCCCGCGAAGUUGCAGGCGAAGCCGCAGGCGCAGGGCCAAACCGACGAGGAGGAGCCAACGCCGCCAGCGAAGUUGCAGGCGAAGCCGCAGGCGCAGGGCCAAACCGACGAGGAGGAGCCAACGCCGCCCGCGAAGUUGCAGGCGAAGCCGCAGGUGAAGGGCCAAACCGACGAGGAGUCGCCAACGCCGCCGGUCGUCCAACACAGCACGGUGCACUCCAAGGGCCCCAAGAAGGUGGCAAGUGUGCGUGGCAGCCGUGGCGGUGACGGAAGUGGUGGUGGCAGUGCAGCGAGACCACGGAGUGGAAAGCAGGAUCGCAGAAUGGACACCAUACCUGAACCUGUGCUUGGAUCCGAUCAGGUACAAGAUGCGCAUGUCGCAGACCGUCAGGCAGCUGCUUUCAACGCGUUUCCAGAUGCCCAGCUGCUGCCGGAUCCACCGGAAAGCGAGGGAUACCAAGGGAAGAAGCCUGGCCCGGAAGUUCUAUUUCUGGAGGAUCCGCGGAAGUGGCCCAUGUCCAUGAAGGCUGUGGCCAUGUGCGAUGUCCUCGAAGGACGGGGGACCUCGAGUACCAUGGCUCCUGGGUGCCUUUGUGCGCAGCUGGAGGAUGGCCCACUGCUGCUGGGUGCUUUCGUGCGCAGCUGGAGGGCGGAAGCCCUAUUCCCGCUCCUGGCCUUGGACUCCACGUGGGCUGGAUCUGGGCCCUUGCUAUGGCAUCCCUCUGUCGCUUGUGGGGGUCUGCUCGCCCAGCUGAAGGAGGAGAGCUUCGUCACGUCGAACAUUGUCAUGCUUGUGCUAUUUGGUCCUACUGUCGUGAGCACUGUCUAUGACAAUUGCAGCGACAUGGCAGUGCUGGCUGGCAUGCUGGUCCUUGGUGGUGUCACCAUACUCGCAGCCGCGCGGGUGUGUCAAGCCUGGGAGCCUACCCGGCAUUUGGGCACCAUCCUGCAGGCACGGAUCCUCAACACAUCGGAGAACUGGUUGCAGCACCCUGGCCGCUCCGCACUUGAGUCGACGUUCUUUUGCGCCGUCGUCAUGGGAGUGUAUGAGCUUCAUGGCGAUGCGCUGUUCGCACUGCAGACGGGCUUCCUGUCUGGCAUGUCGAUUGUCAUCGCGAGUGAAGUGUUUGCAAAUGGCAUCAACUUCGACAUCAAGGUUGAUGAUUCCAAGCAGACAUCAGUGCCGCCAGUGAUAUUGGGAUAUGUCAGUUUUAUGGUUCUUGUUUGCUUGAACGCUCGCGAGCACGAGACGGUGAACAGCGCGGCUCUGUCUGUGAUCGUCAACAGCCUUCUUUGGGUGAUCCUUGGCAGAUGCUGCAGUGCAAUCGGAGCAGGGCAGCAUCUAGGUCAGAUCGUCAACCGCAGGCCUGGAGACAACAUCCCUAAGCCGCAUCGCGUGAAAGUCCGGGGCUGUCUGCAGGGCGUUGGAU